Morus notabilis is the source of this 3542-nucleotide messenger RNA. RefSeq names its product phosphatidate phosphatase PAH1. The coding region runs from base 572 to 3436 and encodes 954 amino acids. The record is from RefSeq and is a predicted model, not a curated record. Gene Ontology annotation, molecular function: phosphatidate phosphatase activity. Lineage: Eukaryota; Viridiplantae; Streptophyta; Magnoliopsida; Rosales; Moraceae. The transcript is spliced from 11 exons.
UUUUUUUCUUCAAAAAAAAAAAAAAAAAAAAAAGAAAAGAAAAGAAAAGAAAAUCGUUAUUUUCGUUUGGGGACUAAAAAGAUUUAAAAAAAAAAAAAAAUUCUAAUCUCACACGAAGCCCAAACUUCGAAGCCUCCGACCAAGAAUCUUGAAAUCUCAUUGAUGCUUCAGGAUUGGAUUGGAUUGGAUUUCGCACUCAUAAAUUCUCUAUUUUUAGUCCCAAAAAAUAAGAACAAGAUAAGAGAAAAAGCAAAAAUUUUGGUUUAAAUUUGAUUUAUUGAUCGUUUUAUUCUUUCCUUGAAGUUUCCGAAUUUCGCUUCCCAAUCUGCUAGUUCAUCACUCUUGGUAUUGCUCAGACGAAUAAGAGGAAAUCUCCUCAAAUCAAUCUUCUUUUCUUUUUGGGUUGGGGGAGAAAUAAUUCAAGUCAAUAGUUUGAAUCUUUUCAAUCUUUCAGGAGAUUCGGAGAACAGUUUUAGUAGUUAAGCGGAGAAAAUAAUUUGUAUCAUAUUUCUAGUUCUUGAUUAAUCUUUGACGAGACACUGAAAAAGGGUUUUAGGGUGGUUAUAACCAAAUGAAUGUAGUUGGUAAAGUUGGGAGCUUAAUUACCCAAGGUGUUUACUCGGUUGCUACGCCGUUUCAUCCCUUUGGUGGUGCUGUUGAUGUCAUUGUUGUAAAACAGCUGGAUGGGACAUUCCGGAGCACGCCGUGGUACGUUCGAUUCGGUAAAUUUCAAGGCGUUCUGAAGGGUGCUGAGAAGAUUGUCCGUAUAUCGGUCAAUGGCGUUGAGGCCAAUUUCCAUAUGUAUCUUGAUAAUUCCGGUGAGGCUUAUUUUGUGAAGGAGGUUGAUGUUGGUAGAGGAAAUGAAAAUGGGGUUUCUGAGGAUUCCAGAAUUCCGGAAUUUAGUAGCAUAAAUGGUGACAAGCAGCACAAUAGUAAUGAACAUGUUGUUGACAUUCGUAGGCUUGAUCAUAGUGUUUCUGAUUCCGGGGUAGGUCAAUUGCAAGAGGAAUGUGAGUCCUUUGGGGAAGAGGGAAUAGAGAGGGCUGAGUCUGAUGGUGAACGGAGGUUGUAUGAGUUCCAAGAUGUGCAAUCUUCUCUUGAUGGUUCUGUUGAUUUGUCGGAUUAUGGAUCUACUCGAUAUGAGAAUUUGGAUGGUGAGAAUAUCGUGGAAUCACAGAAUUUAGAUUCGGAAGUUGUGUUGGUAAGUGUGGAUGGUCAUAUAUUAACGGCCCCUAUCACAGCGUCAGAACUGAAUACAGACAAUCUUCAAUUAGGCACUCCUCAGUUUCAUCUUGGCCCUGGAGAAGGGACGGAAUUCUGUGAUGGCAACGAUGAGCUUUGUUCGGCUGAAAAUGGAUGGGCUGUUGACUAUAUUAAUAAGCUGAAUGCCUCCUCAACAAAUGAUGAAUCUGAUAACAUUUCUGUUGUUAACAAUGAUAGUAGUGCUUUAGGGCACCAGCUUGUUGUUUGUGAAGGAGAGGAAGAACAUGUCUGUCAAGUGACGGAAGCUCAAAAUAUUGCAAUGACAGAAGGGAAUGUCCAGGUGCAUAGUGGUUCACAAGAUGUAGCAGAAGUUGAGAAGGAAGAGGUUUUCAAGAACUCUUCCGAUAACCAAGUGACCGAAACACAAAACUUUGCAAUGACAGAUGGGAAUAUUCAUGUGCAUAGUGAUUCAGAAGAUGUGGCGGAAGUCAAGAAGGAAGAGGUUACUGAGAACUCUUCGGAGUUAUCAGAACUACCUAAACAGGUGGAAGGUACCUAUUUCAAAGAUUUGGGUUUGUCAUCAGAGGUCCAUAGUUCACCCGAGGCUCAUCAAACUGUUCCACUGGAUGAUGGAACUGGGGAUACUGGUGCUGUAUUUAGAAACAAUGAUGGGUCAUCUCCUUCAUACAGCGCUGUUUCAGUUAACAAUAAUUUGUCUAUGGAUAUACAGUGUGAAUGUGAACAAGUUGAUAAGAAUGCUGAUGGUGCAGAAGAUGCGGGUGUUGACGAUCAAGAAGGUAGAUCUCUUCACUCCAUUGGCGAAAAUUCAGAAUGGAAGAAUGAACAGUCUGAUACAUCAGGAGCAGUCGGUAUAGAUGGUACUCCAGAGAGGCCUACAGGUGAAGAUGAAAGCACUAGAAAUGGGCCAAUGGAAUCUCCUACAAUAACUUCUGCUGAAGCAUUACAAACGCAUUCAAACAUAAGUUUUGAGAUCUCGCUCUGUGGGACCAAGCUUCACGCAGGUAUGGGUAUGGUUGCAGCUGCUGAAGCCUUUAAUGCACAUCGCAUAUCAGCAGAGGAGUUUAAGAGUUCUGCUUCGUCGAUUAUUAAGAAUGGAAGUCUGAUUGUUAGAUUUAGAGGGCAGUAUUUGCCAUGGGAAAAAGCUGCUCGUAUAGCUCUGGGGAUAGCUGCAUUUGGCUUAGAUCUGCCUAUUGAACCCAAGGAUGCAAUUCCUGUGGAACAGGAGGACACGUCAAAGGCCAAAAAUGAUGAUUCCGGAUUAACAUCCACUCCCUCUGGACGGAGAUGGAGGCUCUGGCCUAUUGCAUUCAGAAGGGUCAAAACACUGGACCACACCAAUAGUAAUUCGUCAAAUGAGGAGGAAUUUGUUGAUUCUGAAUCUGUUUUACCUAACUCACAAAUAGAAACUCUGACAUCCGAGAGCCGCAAUGAGUCUCCUCGCAAACAAUUUGUACGGACAAAUGUUCCCACUAAUGAGCAGAUAGCCUCUUUGAACUUGAAAGAUGGUCAAAAUAAUAUCACUUUCAGUUUCUCCACCCUCGUUUUAGGAAAACAACAGGUUGAUGCACAUAUUUACUUGUGGAAGUGGAAUGCACGAAUUGUAAUCUCCGAUGUAGAUGGAACGAUAACCAAGUCGGAUGUUUUAGGUCAGUUUAUGCCUUUAGUUGGAAAGGAUUGGACACAAUCUGGGGUAGCUAAGCUUUUCUCUGCAAUUAAGGAAAAUGGAUACCAGUUACUAUUUCUCAGUGCACGUGCUAUUGUUCAGGCAUACCUAACGAGAAGCUUUUUACUCAAUGUUAAACAGGAUGGGAAUACUUUACCCAACGGACCUGUUGUAAUCUCACCUGAUGGACUAUUUCCUUCAUUGUACCGCGAAGUUAUAAGAAGAGCACCUCAUGAAUUCAAGAUCGCAUGUUUGGAGGAUAUCAAGAGGCUAUUCCCUUCUGAUUACAAUCCAUUCUAUGCGGGUUUUGGAAAUAGAGACACGGAUGAGCUUAGCUACAGGAAAAUCGGGAUUCCAAAGGGGAAAAUUUUCAUAAUCAACCCCAAGGGUGAGGUGGCUAUUAGUCAUCGGAUUGAUGUCAAGUCAUACACUUCUCUACACACUCUUGUAAACGACAUGUUCCCUCCAACUUCACUAGUUGAGCAGCUGCAGGAAGACUUCAACUCGUGGAAUUUUUGGAAAGUGCCAUUGCCAGAUAUUGAUCCAUAAAUGUGCUUGUAGGAACCUCUUCCCUUUGGCCGGAAGAGAGAGAGAGAGAGAGAUCUGUGCUUUUGAAUGUCCCAUUAAUAUUAAAUUAUUAAUUAUAUUAAAUUAU